Molecule: messenger RNA, 1653 nt
Organism: Fusarium coffeatum
Lineage: Eukaryota; Fungi; Ascomycota; Sordariomycetes; Hypocreales; Nectriaceae
Exons: 6
Coding region: 1-1653 (550 amino acids)
Biological process (GO): transmembrane transport
Molecular function (GO): transmembrane transporter activity
Source: RefSeq, a predicted model, not a curated record
AUGACUACAACAGUACCCAAAGAAGAUAAUGUUGAGCCUCAGAUCCUAUCUGGCGACGAUGAAAAGGCCAUCUCUUCCUCGAACACGCCAACUUUACACGAAGCUACCCAAGAAGAAAUACAGACGAAGCCAGAGGUCGAACUCCCAACAGAGGAAGAAGAGACUCAAUGGGUGACAGGAUGGAAGCUCAUGAGCUUGAUGAUUUCUCUUACGCUUGCUGCCUUCCUGAUGCUGCUGGAUAUGUCAAUCAUCGCUACAGCUAUACCUCGCAUUACCUCGGACUUUCACUCUCUGCAUGACAUAGGAUGGUAUGCUAGUGCAUACAAUCUUGCUAGGCAAAUUUGGACAUUCUUAUCCUUGUUCUUUGUCUUUGAGCUUGGCAAUCUGAUAUGUGGUGUUGCUCAGUCGUCUACGAUGCUUAUCGUUGGCCGAGCAAUCUCUGGCAUUGGCUCGUCUGGUAUUCAGAAUGGCGCCCUAACAAUCGUCGCGUCGGCGGUUCCCAUUCAUAAGCGUCCAUCUCUUGUAGGCAUCAUCAUGGGAUUUGCGCAGUUGGGAAUUGUCACCGGCCCCUUAGUAGGAGGCGCUUUCACCCAGUAUACUACUUGGCGAUGGUGCUUCUACAUCAACCUACCAAUCGGCGCCGUUUGCGCUGUUCUGAUUCUCCUCGUCCAAGUUCCGAAUCAUCGCGCUCCUACAGAUGAAACCAUCACGCAGCUCCUGAAGGCCAAGUUCGAUUUCACAGGCCUUGCCAUGUUCAGUCCAAGUGUAGUCAUGAUACUUCUCGCACUUCAAUGGGGCGGUGUCGAAUACGCUUGGAACUCGGCUACAAUCAUCGGUCUCUUUUGUGGUGGCGGUGUUCUUUUCGUGAUAUUCAUCUUCUGGGAGCAUCAUGUUGGCACAGAUGCAAUGAUUCCAAUGCCCAUUGUGCGCACAAGACAGGUUUGGACCUCAAUGUUAACGCAACUGUUCUUGUUCGCGACUGUCAUGGUGGCGUCCUUUUAUCUGCCCAUCUACUUCCAGUCCGCCAAAGAUGCAUCGCCAUUCACAAGUGGUGUUAACUUGCUUCCCAGCAUUCUCAUGCUGAUCGUGGCUGCUGUCACAAGCGGCGCCCUAGUUCAGAAACUUGGCUAUUAUUUACCGUUCGCAACAGCCAGUGCAGCUUUCUCGGCCAUUGGUUUCGGUCUCUUAUCAACCAUGGGUCCUUACACUUCUACAGCCAAAUGGGCAGGCUACCAAAUCUUGAUAGGUUUCGGACGAGGACUUGGUCUUCAGAUGCCCAUCAUCGCUGUCCAGGCCAACACGAAACCCGAAGUGACCCCUAUCGCGAUGUCGAUCCUCACCUUUUCCCAAACCUUUGGGGGUGCCAUUUUUGUUUGCGCUGCCAACGUUAUUUUCACCCAUGAGCUCCGUCAAGAACUCGUAGCGAGACUUCCCAACAUUGAUCCCGAUAUUGUCAUCAACGCUGGAGCUGGAGCUGUAAGCGAGGUCGCUGAUGAAGCAAGUUUGCCGGGUGUUCUAUGGUCAUACUCUGAAGGCACACGUGCAACAUUCUUGCUUUGUGUUGCUUCGGCGUGUGUUAUGUUUUUCACGUCGUUUGGUAUGGGUUGGAAGGAUAUCAGGAAGAAGCCUGUAGCUAAGGUCGGCGAAGCCUAG